Messenger RNA from Diprion similis, 2431 nucleotides. RefSeq names its product dnaJ homolog subfamily C member 3 (gene P58IPK). Gene Ontology annotation, biological process: protein folding in endoplasmic reticulum. Gene Ontology annotation, cellular component: endoplasmic reticulum. Bases 142 to 1596 code for a protein of 484 amino acids. The record is from RefSeq and is a predicted model, not a curated record. Lineage: Eukaryota; Metazoa; Arthropoda; Insecta; Hymenoptera; Diprionidae. Gene Ontology annotation, molecular function: misfolded protein binding; protein-folding chaperone binding. The transcript is spliced from 6 exons.
GAUAGACCACGAUCGCAAUGGCGGUACGGCUAGUCAGUUUGGCGAUAUCGGGGAGGCGAGUCAACGUUUGUGUACACCGUCGUUAAGUUUGAAGCAUAAACGAACGGACAACAACCUCUCCAAACGUCUAUUCUUCCAGUCAUGUUCCAAUAUUGGCUGCUACUGGUUGUAUUAGAACUGUCCUUAGAUGCUGCUCUGAGCGUUUCUCAGGCUGAAAUUGACAGGCAUUUAGAACUAGGGAGGGAAUUUUUAGCCAGAGGUCAACUGCAAGAUGCCUUGUCCCAUUAUCAUGCCGCAGUGGAGGGUGAUCCGAAUAACUACCUUACGUAUUACAAAAGAGGUACGGUGUACUUAGCCCUCGGUAAAGCAAAGUUCGCUUUAUUUGAUUUGGACAAAGUUUUGGAAUUGAAGCCUGAUUUUCAUGCCGCUAGAUUACAGCGCGGUAAUGUUUUAUUGAAACAGGCCGAACUAGAUGCAGCUGAAAUCGACUUUCAUAAUGUGCUGGCAUUUGAUCCGUCGAACGAAGAUGCAUUGAAUGGGUUAUACAAAUUAUCUCCAGUGAGGGAGGACAUUCAACUGGCUGAAGCGUUAUCACAAAGUGGUGAUUAUCCAGCAGUUAUUCAGUUGAUAAAUCGAAUAAUAGAAAUUUGCCCUUGGGCAUCGCACCUUCGGGAACUGAGAGCUGAGAGCCACGCAGCAUUAGGAGAUUAUAUGAGCGCUGUCUCUGAUAUACGAUCGACAACAAAACUUCUGGCUGACAAUACUCAAGGAUACUUCAAGCUCUCUUCACUAUUGUAUCGCCUGGGCCAAGUCGAUGAGUCUCUCAAGGAGAUUCGGGAGUGCUUAAAGUUGGAUCCGGAACACAAACAGUGCUUUCCGCAUUACAAGAAAGUGAAGAAGAUUGCAAAGUUUAUAAACGAUGCAGAGACAUCUGAAGAGGCUAAGGAUUAUGAAACUUGCAUUGAAGGGAGUAAGCGUGUUCUCAAAAAUGAACCGCACGUACAAAAUGUGCGUUUUCUAGCUGCGCAGUUGCUCUGCCGGUGUCAUCUUGGGAACAAUGAUCCUGCUAAAGCUAUAGAAAGUUGUCACGAUGCUCUCGAGAUCCAACGAGACCCAGGCUUAUUCUGUGACAGGGCAGAAGCCUACAUUGCUGCUGAACAAUAUGACGAUGCGAUCAGGGAUUUCAAAGAUGCGCUAGAAAUAGACCCAAAUUUGCAAAGAGCUAAGGAUGGUGUUCAGAGAGCGCAGAGAUUGCAAAAGCAAUCAGAGUCCAGAGACUACUACAAAAUCCUUUCAGUUCCAAGAACCGCCUCCAAAAAGGAAAUCGUCAAAGCGUAUAGAAAGGCGGCUCAAAAAUGGCACCCUGACAACUUCCAAGAAGGAGAAGAGAAGAAGCGUGCAGAGAAAAAGUUCAUUGAUAUCGCUGCAGCUAAAGAAGUAUUGACUGAUCCUGAAAAACGCGCUAAAUUUGAUCAGGGCGAGGAUCCGCUGGAUCCUGAAUCUGGACGACAACAAGGAUUCAAUCCUUUCCACGAAUUUUCCCACUUCGCACGCCCUCACGGCUCACCCUUCCAAUUCAAGUUCCACUUCCCUUAGCAAAAUCAAGAAACUCAGUAGUUCUAUUGAAUUUUUAAUGACGACGAUAUACGAAAACGCGUCGCGCAUUUGCUAUUACAACAAUAUGUAUAACUAAACGCACUGCAGAACUCCACCUGUCUUUUCCUGUCGGUUAUCUAAUGGGUGUGAGUGAAUUUAAGUCGCAGAGGUGAUCUUACAUCAAAAUGCUUGACCGAACCAUCGGAGAGUACUGGAUACCAAAGAAAUCGCAGUAGGACAGUUUAUAAUUUAUACAAAUUUUUCAAAUUGCUGAUUAUUAUCUUGUUUAAGUGGAACAAGAGAUAAACAUUUAAAAGGUUUAUAUUAGAAAGCUUUAGCAAACGCUUUAGGUACGUUUUAAAUUUUUGAUUUAGUAUACACAUUCAAAUUCAUGCGUUCAGACUGCUCGUAGUAAUCCAUAGUUUCAUUUUUUCAUAUCUCAAUUAUCACCAAAGCACUGUAAAUUGGGAUUCGGAAUGCUUAAGGUUAUCUUUGUUACUUCCCGAGGUGGUUACAUCUCAUUUAAGCUGAACUCGACUUUCGCUUAUUUAUUUUACAGUAAAAAAUGUCUAGUAAUCAAGGGGUGCAAAGUCCUGGGCAACCGUGUGUGUCGCUUAGUUUUUUUUUUUUUUUUUGUAAUCGUUGUAUACAACGAAUGUUUCACUGACACUGCAUUUACAAAAUCUAAUAGAAAUUGCUUUAAUUUAUUCGUGACUACUCUUAUCUUAUCUUCAAAGCAUUAUUAAUGCUCAUACGUUUAUUGUGAUCAAAACUUUAAAUCUGGUCAUACAAAAUACAUAAAUUUUCGUACUAAAAUAGGUUAUAAGGUAUUGAG